AUGCAGACUGCUUCUACAAACAUUUGUGAAAGAAUGGGUGGCUCUCAGGAGUUCAGUGAAUUCAAGCGUGGUACCGUGAUAGCUUGCCACCUGUGCAAUAAGUCCAUCCGUGAAAUUUCCUUGCUACUAAAUAUUCCACAGUCAACUGUUAUUGGUAUUAUAACAAAGUGGAAGCAACUAUGAACAACAGCAAGGCAGCCACAAAGUGAGCAGGGCCAGUGCAUGCUGAAGCGCACAGUGCGCAGAAGUUGCCAGCUGUCUUCAAUAGCUAAAGAACUCCAAAUUUUGUGUGGCCUUAAGAUUAGCACAACAACAGUGCAUAGAGAGCUUCAUGAAAUGGGUUUUCCAUGGCUGA
Staurois parvus is the source of this 355-nucleotide messenger RNA. The record is from the annotation of a GenBank genome assembly. Lineage: Eukaryota; Metazoa; Chordata; Amphibia; Anura; Ranidae.